CGCUGAGCCUUUGCCUGCCCUCAGCCCUUUUGCCUUCAGCCAGUAGUGAGCGUGAUCGCGGGCUCUUCCGCCGGGGCGUGGGGUCAAGGGUUACGCAAAAUGGCGGCGCCCAGGGGCUGCUGAGGCGUGAAGCAGAGGAUGGCACUGGUAGCGCUGGCGGUGGGACCUCGGCUGGGGCGCCGGCUGACGGGUCCGGGACCCGGGCGAGGGCACUGGACCGCGGCCCGGCGCUCCCGGAGCCGGCGCGAGGCGGCAGAGGCCGAGGCAGACGCGCCCGUGUUCCAGUACGUGGGCGAGCGUGCGGCCCGCGUCGACCGCAUAUUCGUGUGGGGCUUCAGCUUCUCCGGGGCACUGGGCGUGCCCACCUUCGUGCUGCCCGGCUCCGGGCCCCAGCCCCGCGCCGGCUCGCGGCCGCCCCGCAGGAUCCAGCCGGUGCCCUACCGCCUGGAGCUGGACCAAAAGAUUUCAUCAGCUGCUUGUGGCUAUGGGUUCACAUUGCUGUCUUCUAAAACCAAAGAUGUUACGAAGGUUUGGGGUAUGGGACUCAACAAAGAUUCUCAGCUUGGAUUUCACAGGAGCCGGAAAGAUAAAACAAGGGGAUAUGAGUAUGUUUUGGAGCCCUCACCUGUUCUACUUCCUCUCGACAGACCUCAGGAGACACAGGUGCUACAGGUCUCAUGCGGCAGAGCCCACUCUCUUGUCCUCACAGAUGGUGAAGGAGUCUUCAGCAUGGGAAACAAUUCUUAUGGGCAGUGUGGAAGAAAGGUGGUUGAAAAUGAAAUUUACAGUGAAAGUCACAAAGUCCAUAGAAUGCAGGACUUCGAUGGACAGGUGGUCCAGGUCGCCUGUGGUCAGGACCAUAGUCUGUUCCUAACGGAUAAAGGAGAAGUCUAUUCUUGUGGUUGGGGUGCCGAUGGGCAAACAGGUCUGGGUCACUACAAUAUCACCAGUGUACCCACCAAGCUGGGUGGAGACCUUACCGGAGUGAAGAUUGUCCAGGUUGCCACCUAUGGUGAUUGCUGCCUGGCUGUGUCUGCUGAUGGAGGCCUCUUUGGUUGGGGCAACUCUGAGUACCUGCAGCUGGCCUCUGUCACUGAUUCCACACAGGUGAACAUCCCCCAGUGCUUACCCUUCUCAGGAGUGGGCAAGGUGGAGCAGGCUGCAUGUGGUGGGACAGGCUGUGCUGUGCUAAAUGGAGAAGGACAUGUUUUUGUCUGGGGCUAUGGAAUUCUUGGGAAAGGACCAAACCUAGUGGAAACUGCUCUUCCAGAAAUGAUUCCACCCACUCUCUUUGGCUUGACGGAGUUCAACCCAGAAGUCCAGGUUUCCCGCAUUCGAUGUGGACUCAGCCACUUUGCUGCCCUUACCAACAAAGGAGAGCUGUUUGUGUGGGGCAAGAACAUCCGAGGGUGCUUGGGAAUCGGCCACCUGGAAGACCAGUAUUUCCCGUGGAGGGUGACAAUGCCUGGGGAGCCCAUGGAUAUGGCGUGUGGUGUGGAUCACAUGGUGACUCUGGCCAAGUCAUUCAUCUGAAUCUCCUACCUGACCCGCUCAAGCCUGUCCCUGGCCUCAUAUCACUUGGGCUGUUUAGCAGAGGCAGCCAGUGGGACUCUCAUGAGGCCCAGAGAGGAUCAGGGCCCUUCAUGAAGUGUGGCACUCUCUCCUAUAGCCCUCAGCAGGUAUGUACUGGAAGUGCUGGGAAAUGGCCUGACCUGAGGGUGAGACCUGCUGAAUUCAGCACAAGAUGGCUGCCUUUAUUGGGCCGAUCUCCAGCAAGAUGAGUCCUAGGGCUGCAUGGCCCUGGCAGGGCGAGGAUAAUAUGAAUAUCUUGGCUCUUUCCAGGGAACACGUGUCACAUCUCGCCUGAGAAAUUGGUCUUAGGAAAACUUAGAGCUCUCGUGGCAUGCCAUUUUAUUUGAUCUUAUGAGGCCUGACAGAAUGUAGUGCUCAGGAGGGCUUCUGUAGCCUCUCAGAUCACAGCAGAGCUCUUGGUGGGUAUCUGGGCAGGCUGUGCGUAGGCACCAGGCUGAGCCCCAGCCUGACUGAGGGAGCCGGCCGGCUUCGGCUUGGAGUUUUCAUUCAGUUACCUCCUGCCUACCAAGCUAUUCUGGUCAGCUGCUCAAAGCCGGUUCACUGCUGGGACACGCACCAAAAUCACUUGGACUGAGGUUCUCCCUGAAAAUAUCGAUGGAUGCCAGCUUGGUACCCCAUGGGCCCACAGCUGUCACCAGCGUCGUAACCAUUCUCACUGCCCAUCUUGGAAAGUGGAGAUGCUCCUGCAGGAGGAAGAUUGAGGCCAGAUUCUUAUGGGCUGAGGGCUCUGAACACAUCCUGCAAAAGCUUGGCUGGAGUGCCAACCUUAGAGAAGAAAGAUUCUAAAAUUGUGAACAACAUUUGAGAUAGUAACUUGUCUUAUUCUUCAAAAAAGUCUUAAAAAAAAAUAUCUUUGGGAAUAAAGUCUAUUUUCUGCCUUUUUAUUUUUAA
This is a messenger RNA of Pteropus alecto (black flying fox), 2484 nucleotides long. It is a transcript of the gene RCC1L, whose product is annotated as RCC1 like. Lineage: Eukaryota; Metazoa; Chordata; Mammalia; Chiroptera; Pteropodidae. Bases 139 to 1533 code for a protein of 464 amino acids. The record is from RefSeq and is a predicted model, not a curated record. The transcript has 11 exons.